This is a messenger RNA of Ochotona curzoniae (black-lipped pika), 436 nucleotides long. RefSeq names its product PIK3R3 upstream open reading frame (gene P3R3URF). Lineage: Eukaryota; Metazoa; Chordata; Mammalia; Lagomorpha; Ochotonidae. The transcript has 3 exons. The record is from RefSeq and is a predicted model, not a curated record. The coding region runs from base 21 to 353 and encodes 110 amino acids.
CUCAGAAGCUCCCUGCACCCAUGGGGCCCUCUCAGCUGGCACGGGCCCCCAGGCCCCGGGGCCUGAGUUUCCCUUACCGCAGGCCAGGCAUGGGCUGGCCCCGGCCCCGGUUUCCCAGGAUGUUCAAGUGUAGCCGGAGAAGGUACCGGCAGAAAUUUCAAAGCUCGGCUGCCACCAGUCUCAACACUGUGUCCACAGAUGUCAACACCACACAUACUGCCACCACCAGCGUGUGGAUCCUCCCACCACAAGGAACUCUUAAGGGACAGACUGCCAAAUGCCACCCCAAAAGUUCUCAGGUACCUCUGUCAACCGGGGGGCUUUCUGAUCCUCUAGAAAAGCCCAGAAGCUGACCCAGAAGUUUGGCUCUCUCUGGACCUGUCUUCGAGGGGGGCUGUGGAGGUGGUGAACCCCAAAUACAAUCAUUCUGCUCAAA